This is a messenger RNA of Hydractinia symbiolongicarpus, 3507 nucleotides long. RefSeq lists its product as uncharacterized. The coding region runs from base 273 to 1364 and encodes 363 amino acids. Lineage: Eukaryota; Metazoa; Cnidaria; Hydrozoa; Anthoathecata; Hydractiniidae. The record is from RefSeq and is a predicted model, not a curated record. The transcript is spliced from 2 exons.
UUCUUACCGUUAAACCUAGUUUUUCGAUUGAUAUACUAGGUAUAUUGAAUACUUGUGAAUUUGGCUUGCCAUACAGCACGGCGUCCAUAUUUGUUUACAAAAAACGAAAAGUUUACGUCAACCGAUAUAAUAAUUUUAAAAAGCUUUGAAAAAAGUUAUAACGCGGCAUCGAUUGAAGUUCAUGAAAUUUUUUUUGUGGUGGUGAUCGUCAAAAACAACAUUGGUAACAUCAUAAGAAAACAUGUAUUGUAAUUAAACAGAAGGAACAAAACAUGCAAGAUAACGCUACCAGAAGAUCAUUGAAGAAAUUUGAACUUUGUUAUGGUUGCUACGAUGACGAAGCAAAGUUUCGUUGUGGGGACUGCAAAGAACGAUUGUAUUGCAGCAAAUUGUGUCAAAGAAGAGAUUGGAAAUUGCGACACAAGAAAAUAUGUCCUGGAAGACCUUCGUACAAAGGCACACUGAAAGAUUCGGACAAGUCUAAUAUAGGUGUGGUUAGUAUAGGCAAGUAUUACUUUAUUCUCGAAGAAAAAGCACGUGAAUUGACUCGGAAAGAAGUAGUAUAUAUCGUAAAGUCUUGUAAGCAACCUAACCUUGACAUUCCACCAUAUCAUAAAGAAUAUCAGGAGACAUACCCUGACGAAAAAGAACAUUACCAUUUCCUAAAAGAUGUUUUUUAUCGUCAAAUGUUAAAUCAUAUAACCAACAAAGAAAUAACUAGAUGUAGAGAAAAUUACAAGCGCCUAUUGCCAGUCUCUAUUCUCAGAGAAAGAUUAAGUUAUCCAAAAGAAUUUUAUCAAAUAUUUCGAAAUACACCUGCAGCAAAAACAACCUUCGAAUUUGGAAAGACGUAUGUUUUCAUCGGUCAUGUGGACUUACUCGAGUGCCUGAUGAGAGAAUUUAUUGGUAAUGGUGAUAAAGUAAAUGUGUACGGAUUUGAGCAGUCUGAAAUAUGUGUGGCGCGUUCCUUGAUUAUCUACGAAAUGAUGAAAAUAAAGAAGGAUGUUGAUUCUAUUCUGGAAGUUUGGUUUUCGACAGGCUGGAGUGAAAAAACAUCAGAAGAUUUUCACAGCGCAUGUGGAAAUGUAGUCACGUCAAGUCAACCACAAGAAGUGAGGGAUUUGAUAGAUCAUUGGAAAGUUACUUAUUUAUCGUUGAAUAAAGCAAGACUAAAAUGGAAGCAGGGCUAUUUAACAAGAAAGUCACUCAAUGCGAUCGCGAAUCUCAUUAAAAAGCAAGAUAGCGUUGAAUUUUGUCGAUACCAAUUAACUGGUCAAAUAUUGGUCAAUUGGAUUUGCAAAUCUAUGGUAAUGUCACAAUGUUUUCGCUCACCCCGGUUUUUGAAGAAUAUCUUCUUUCAGUAGCAUAAUUUUUCAACUCCUUUAGUCAAGGAAAAGGAACUUUCUUCUGAAAUCAAUUUUAUUGAAUGUGUAACACAGCACUACAAAUCGAAACUGGAGCAGUUGGUGAAAUUGGUAGCAGAAAGUAAAGUAGAAAUCACGUUGAGUGUAAUGGACGUUCAGUUGGAAAACAAACAAGCAAUAAAUCAUAUCCAAUCAUUGAAAGCAGAUUAUAUUGAUUGGAACAACAUUGGAGAGUAUAUGGAGAAAGAAAAGUUUUUUGAAUUAGCCAGUGCUUGUUCUACAAAAGAAACGAUGCACUUCCAACAUUUCAUGAAUUGGUUCAAGCGGUAUCAUGGGGUACGUCUUUGCCAUUUUGAUACUUUUUUUGUGAAAUCGAAAAAAGCAAUUAUCGACAUGUUGGGAAGUUGUGCGUUCCUCAGGAAAGACGAAUAUUUUGACCAUCAUUCGGUGAUUUUAAUAAACAGUUUUGCAAACCAGUACAUAAAUGAGUUUGUGCAGCAUCAAUUUAACUCAGAAGAAAUCGAAAUUUUACACAUCGAUUAUCCGGAAAUAUCUAACCCAUUUCUUCGUAUGGGCUAUAUUUUCCAUGCUUCUUUUCAAUUCAAACAGCAAGUAAUAAACCGGAGACAUUGUAUUUUCAAAUUUACAAUCAAAUAACAAAAGACAGGAAAUUUAGAAGUUGACUUUAUAUGUUUACUGUUUACCUUUACAUAUGGAUACAGUAUACAAUGUGGCCUCAGAAUGAUCGUAUCGUUGAUAUAAUAUUUCGAAAUUUUCGAUUUAAGUUGGAUCAAAAUUACAAUGACGUCAAUGAUUUAUUGAACUUCAAAUUCGUUACAGCUGACGGUAUUUCCUAAGGUGUGUAUAUCGCGCAAUUAAAAUAAUUAUUUUCAAUGUUGAAAAAUCCAACUUGGAAUUACAAGUUUUUGGAGAAAGAAAAGAAGAAUUCCAAUAUAUUUAAAAAGAAAUUUUGACCAUAUUUUGCCAAAUGUAAGCACUAUUUCUGUUGGAGUAUAGGCGGCGAGCGCAGUGCUGAACAAGGGCAAUGCCCUACAUGUGUUGGGUUGAAUGUCAUAAAAAAUGAAAAAAUAAUGGUUUCUAUUUGCAUAAUGAAAUGGUGCCUUAAGCGACAGCAAAUAAAGAACCUUACGUAUGAGAAUAACUAGUUGUAAAGAAAUUUUGAGAAUUCGUAUGGCAUAUGAUCUGCUUGAAUAUUUUUCAAAAAACCUUUUUUGGUGUCUAUUCAAAAUCGAUUAAAAAAUUUACUAAAAAUGUUAAGGUAAUCGGGGUCUAAUAUAUGAAAAAUUUUAAUAUUUAACCGUCAGCUAUAAUUUUAAGAGAGGAUGUUAAAUCUUUUUGUGAGAUAAAAGCAACAACUUUGUACUUUAAGCUUUGAGCACAAAAUUGUUAAAAUUGGUUUUGUGAUUUUUGUUAUUUAAUGUUGUUUGCACGAUUUCUUUUUAGAAUGUGCACUAAAUUUGUUUUCCCUUAUUUUUUACUCAUGGUUAACCAUUGUAGUAAGAACACACGAUUUUAGAAGUUCGACGUAAUUAAAUUUAUACAAUGUCUUUUAUGUUCUUCGAUUAAAUCUAGUAUUAACGGUAUGGUAGUUGAAAUGAGUUGGUAUAUGAUUAUCUGUUUCUAUGUUUGCACAGAGAAAGUAAAUCUUUGGGAAAUUCAAUACAACAUUGAUAGUGUAUUUGAGGUUUUUUACCAUGAGAUUGUUAAUUAUAUUGUUAAUAAUUGGUUUUAAAGGAGAAUUGAGGUCAAAAUUGACUUUUUUGAUUUUUUAUUAUAAUUUCACUCAUACCAUAAAAACAAAAAUGUUCCGAAAACAUUAUGCAAUUUUAUGAAUUUUUGAGGGAGGUAUGAGGUUGCAAAGUCAUUCGGCAAUGACAUCACAAGUACGAGAGCGGCUGAAACGCACAAAAAACAAAGUCGAAUGUUUAUAUUCAAAGAGUGCAGCACGACAGAAGGAUGUUUGAAACGCAGAAAUAUUGUUGAUUUCUUAUACUUAGUGCGUUUACUUAGAUUUGUCUUUUAUUUAACAUUUAUAUUCUUUAUUUGUAUAUUUUUAAUAUAUCUUCUAAAUCAAGGCAUUUGGAUUUUUUUUUACUACCUCGAGCGAUUAAAUUAAGAAAGA